AUGGUGAAUCAGGCCGGGCCGGCGAAGCGACCUACUUGCCCGUCGUGCGGCAAGCCGGCCCGCACUUGUAUCUGCGGCCGUCUCCCUGUACCAGCACUCGACAACCGGGUUGCCAUCACCAUCCUCCAGCACAGGCGGGAGAAGAACCAUCAUCUCAAUUCCGCGCGAGUAGCAGCCCUUGGGUUUAAGAACGUCGGGGUCGUUACGGUUUCCGACGUUCAUUCACUAGCUCGGGUCGCCAUCCGGCCCCUUGAUGUCCGAUGCGGCGUUGGCCGGGCUGGACUUGGUGGGACCGGCCACCUGUUUGAUGAAAUGCCGAGCAGGGAAAAUGAUGGCUCUGAGCUUUCUGUUUUUGAUGGUGAAAUUGUUGGGGGUAGUGAUUUUCGCUGUGGAUCCAAAGAAAAAUCCACGCCAGCUGAGAAGAACGAAAUUUUCAUCGACUUUACUGUUGGAAAACACGGGAACAUUGUCUUCUCCUCCGUCAAUGCUAGGAUUUCUGGGGUUGAAUCCCAAGGAAUUACGGGUUUCGAUCAGAUAUUGUCCUCUGAAAUAGCUUCUAAACACAUCGCUGGAGAAGGUUUUGUUGUGAAAAGAUUCCAGACUAGUGUUCAAAAUGAUGAAAAGAAAGAAUUUGAGAUUGUUGUUGUUCCUGGGUCUGUGCUUUUGUUCCCUAGUGAGCAAUCGGUCGGUUUUGACGCCAUAAAUUUUGAAGUAACGAAUUUGAUAGUGUUGGACGGGACGUGGCCAGAGGCAAAGAAAAUUUACAGAGUGAAUCCUUGGCUGAAGCUAUUGCCGCACGUGAGGUUGGACUUAGGUGAUAGGCCGAGCUUGUACGGUGAGAUCAGGUGUCAGCCCAAGGUGGGAUAUUUAUCGACAAUCGAGAGCAUUGUGUAUGCAAUGAAGGCUCUAGGGAAAGAAGGAGAAGGAGAAGGAGAUGGGCUUGAUGGCCUUUUGGACGUGUUUGGGUCGAUGGUUACUGAUCAAAGGAGGUUUGAAAUUGAAAAGUGCAGCAAAGGUUCGUAG
This is a messenger RNA of Striga hermonthica, 1023 nucleotides long. NCBI's taxonomy places the organism in Eukaryota, Viridiplantae, Streptophyta, Magnoliopsida, Lamiales, Orobanchaceae. The record is from the annotation of a GenBank genome assembly.